AUGGAUCUGAAAUUCAAGGGCACCGGAAAAUGGAUUGGUAGCAUGUACCACAAGUUUGAGGCUAUGUGCCACGAGGUUGAUGAGUUUGUGACAAAGGUGAAGUUCUGUUCUUCUCGUUUCUUAGGUGCUAAAAUGCCUGCCUUCAGAGCUGACACUAAGGUGCAAACUGUUAAAGAGAGUGUGAGAAAUUUUUGUUCGGAUGUGUUGCAUGAUUUUCACCCUCCACCGGUUGAUUGUGUACAACCUAAAGAACAAGCAGCAACAGAAAAACAAGAUGGUGCAACAGGGAGCUCUAUUUGGUCUACAGUGGAUGUCGAUGGAAUGUCUUCCCAUUCUAAUGAAAUCCAGUCACCCGAGGAGGGUACAGUUGAUUGUACAAGCUUUAAUUCAAGUGCAGUGAACAGUCUGAGGCAAAAUUGUCUUUCGCAUUGUGCUGGUUUUCCUGAAGAUGAGGAAAGCAGCUCACAUUGGAAAAAAGAUACUGAAACAGCCUUCCCUAAAACUACAGAGACAGUCAAGAAGGAUAUUCGAGUUGAAAAUUACGGGGAUGCUAGCUAUUUAAGCUAUCCUAAAGAUAGUAUUCCAAGUGAAAAUUACGGGGAUGCUAGCUAUUUAAGCUAUCCUAAAGAUAUUAUUCCAAGUGAUUUGUUAAUAAGCAGCUUGGAGCAACAUCAGAUAACUACGAAUGUUGAAUCUUCCGAUAAUGGAAAUAUACGUUUACAAUCAGAGAUUCCUACAAGUCGGGAUAAGAUAAGCAUGGAUGGUUCAUCCAAAAAUACAAUUGAGGAUUUGGAGCUAAGGAUCUCCCAGGAGGAGAAGACAAAAUGUAAUAAAUCAGAUCUUUCUGAAAACCCGGAAGCUUGGUUUUCUUCAGAUGAAAUUGAUAAUACUCUAGUCUGGAAUGACUCAGAUUGGGUUGCUGAAGAGCACGUGAUGGUAGAACACCCAGAUUUUGAAAAUGUAAGUUGCUCUGAGGACAAAAAUUUAUAUCAGUUUUUAUGGGUAAAGGAACAAACACCAGUGGCCAGUGACCUGUUUUCACCUGUAGAUAAAACUACAGCUUGCUCAUCUUUGGCUGAGGAGGAUCCUACAAGUGCUACUCUUGUAAGGCAGUUGCCAGAAACACUGGUUCCUGAUGAAAGGAUAAGUUGCACCUCAAUGACAGAGAAAAUGAUGGAUGGUUAUGCUGAUCCGUCUGAGGAAUUAAAAACUAUCUUAUCUUCAGGACAUGGUGGUAUGGGCAUUGAAAUAAGUCUCACAAAGGAGCAUCAGUUGGUCAGUUCCAAAAUGGUCCCCGAGCAUCAGUUGGUCAGUUCCAAAAUGGUCCCCAAAUGUACAAGAUCAUCUGAGUUUUCAGUACAUUUGAGUGAGCAACAUCGAUCAAAUGCAGAAGUAAGUUCAGAGGAUGGUGAAAGUUUGCCUAAAAUAACUCCCACUUCUACCAAUAAGAACUUUGUGGACAAAUUUAUAGCAGAAUCUUCAUUAAGUGGUGAGUGUCUUAGGAUUUUGGAAGAUAAAGAGGGAGGUGAUUGUCGAAGAUGUUUCUCUGAGGAAGCGGAGACUGACCUGUCCUUAAAUAAUGACCAGUCAUGGGAGCUGUCAGAGUUGAGUCAUGAGGAUAAUGGCUUAUUACAGAAACAUGCAGUAAUGAAAUAUUCGGGUUGUUUAGAAGAUUUAAGUGACUUGUCUGUUCAUUCAAGAUAUCUGCAUAUGGGGAUUGAGGGAACAGAUUCUCCGAAAAAUGAUAGUUCAUCAAAAUCAUCUCUGAGGUCUGAGGCUGAAGAACACAUAACUACUGUUGCUCCUAACUUUGUGCCUAUGGCCACAGAUCAAAGUACACGCCUCAGAGCCUUAUAUAAGGAUGUCUCAACCCCGACUAAAUCUUGUAAUGUUUUGAGCAGCAAUAGUGCACCGUCAGAUAAUUUUUCCCCAAAAGUUUAUUCAGCACAUCAUGUAGUCGCAGCAGAAGAAUCAAGUUCUUAUUCAUCCACGGAAUUCUCACGCACUAGCCACAAUGAGAGAGCUGAGAAAAUGUGCUAUGAUUGUACUACUUCCAGUUGUUCUACCUCAGACUUGUCCAGUAUGUCACCUUUAAUGUUUUCUGCGUUGGUUUCUGAUGAUAAGAUAGAGACCCGGAUUCCUUCGUCUUCAAUGGCUGCCUCAUCAGCAGAUAUUGAAGAUGACUUGUCUGGUGAUACAGUGGACACUAAUCUGGUCACAAUCGAUCUUUCCGAUAAAGAAAAACUUGAUGGAAGCCAUUCGGCUGUCGAUGAUGAAUUGUUUUCUAUUCCCUCAUUUAGACCAAGGAAGUAUAGAUCAUACAAGGAAUUGAUAAAAGAGGCUUUUGCUUCAAGAAAUAGACUAGUGAAGGAGUAUAAGCAGUUGCCAAUUUGGUACGGAGACUUUGAUAAUGCUAACACUGGGCUUCCAGAGAAGCAUCUUUUACCCCCUCCAGCAUCACCAUCUGCAUCAGAGUCAACUUUAGCAUCGCCACAUUCACAUAAUAUUGGUGAAUCGGACUGGGAGCUUCUAUAA
Molecule: messenger RNA, 2535 nt
Organism: Oldenlandia corymbosa var. corymbosa
Lineage: Eukaryota; Viridiplantae; Streptophyta; Magnoliopsida; Gentianales; Rubiaceae
Source: the annotation of a GenBank genome assembly